AUGAACUCUGCUAUCAUCAUCUUAUCCAUCUUGGUCUCCUUACAAUUAGCUAGCUCUAAGCAGAUUCAUGAAAAAUGUUUUGGUCAGAUUAGUCCAACUGGUUAUCUACCUGGUUUUAUUCCUAAUAAUCUAGGAGGUAUUAAUAUUCCAUUUACCCAACAAUUCUAUUACUCUAUCAACAACAAUUACGGUUAUAGCACUUGUAACUCUUAUCCCAAUAACAUUCAGUCUUUCGGAAACUGUGCUACUAUUGGUGCUUGCCAUGAGGCUUAUACUGGCUAUACUAACCUUUUGAGUGGUGUUGGUAAUCUGGCGGGAGGUCUUUUGAACACUGUUGGUGGUGUGGUGGGAAGUCUUGGAAACACUGUGGGUGGUGUGGUAGGAGCAGUGACUGGUUUGGUGGGAGGUGCGCUUGGCCUACUUUCGGAUGAAGAACUCAAGGAGAACACCAAGCAAGUUUAA
Messenger RNA from Melampsora larici-populina 98AG31, 462 nucleotides. RefSeq lists its product as uncharacterized. Lineage: Eukaryota; Fungi; Basidiomycota; Pucciniomycetes; Pucciniales; Melampsoraceae. The coding region runs from base 1 to 462 and encodes 153 amino acids. The record is from RefSeq and is a predicted model, not a curated record. The transcript is spliced from 2 exons.